Saccharomycodes ludwigii is the source of this 555-nucleotide messenger RNA. RefSeq names its product Arf family GTPase ARL1 (gene ARL1). The transcript has a single exon. Gene Ontology annotation, molecular function: GTP binding; GTPase activity. Bases 1 to 555 code for a protein of 184 amino acids. Gene Ontology annotation, cellular component: cytoplasm; Golgi apparatus. NCBI's taxonomy places the organism in Eukaryota, Fungi, Ascomycota, Saccharomycetes, Saccharomycodales, Saccharomycodaceae. The record is from RefSeq and is a predicted model, not a curated record. Gene Ontology annotation, biological process: vesicle-mediated transport; intracellular protein transport.
AUGGGAAACUACUUCAGUUCUAUAUUUGACAGACUAUGGGGCAUCAACAAGGAUGUACGUAUUUUAAUUUUAGGGCUAGACGGUGCAGGUAAAACUACUAUAUUAUACUUUUUAAAGAUUGGGGAAGUGUUCAAUACAAAUCCAACAAUUGGUUUCAAUGUAGAAACAUUAACUUAUAAAAAUUUAAAAUUAAAUGUAUGGGACCUAGGUGGUCAAACAAGCAUCAGGCCAUAUUGGCGAUGCUACUAUGCCAAUACAGCUGCAGUUAUAUUUGUUAUUGAUUCUACAGAUACAGAUCGUAUUCAAACUGCCUCCAAAGAAUUGCAUCUAAUGUUGAAGGAAGAGGAAUUACAAGAUGCUGCGUUAUUGGUUUUUGCAAAUAAGCAAGAUUUACCUGGUGCUUUAAGUGCUAGCGAAGUUAGCGACUCUUUAAAAUUGGUGGAUUUAAAAGAUAGAAGCUGGAGCAUAGUAGCAUCUAGUGCUAAAACUGGAGAAGGUAUCCAUGAGGGUCUAGAUUGGUUAAUUGAUGUGAUCAAAGAAGAACAGUUACAAUAG